AUGAGUUGCUUGAUGCCCUCUUCCACAUCCAUUCGGGUGUCGGCCUCCGCGGCCCGUCGGUUCGUCCAAACUCUCCUGGAAAAACAUCAAACCCCUACCCAAUAUGCCGCCCUAGUAGCGAAAUGUCUCGUGGAUGCGGAUCUCCGUGGCGUGGACUCUCACGGCAUCAACCGAAUACCAUCGUACAUUGCUCGUAUUCGCCAUGAUGUGCUUGACCCCGCUGCCUCACCCUUAACCAGAAACAUAACGCCAGUAGUAGCGCAGGUCGAUGGGCAAAACGGUUUCGGCUUUGUCGCCGCCCAGGCAGCUAUGGAAAUAGCCAUACGAAUUGGCAAGGAAUUCGGCAUUGGGAUGGUUUCUGUGAAACACUCUAAUCAUUUCGGCAUGUCGGCGUCUUUCGUCCAGCAAGCCAUUGACGCAGACAUGCUGAGCUUGGUCUUCACCAACUCCUCCGCCGCAUUACCCGUCUGGGGUGGAAAGGAAAAACUGAUGGGUGUGUCACCAAUUGCGUGUGGUGCGCCAGCAGGUGACGAUACCAUUCCUUUCAUUCUUGACAUGACUCCUUCGGUAGCUGCACGAGGCAAGGUAUAUAAGGCACUUCGUCGCGGCGAACAGAUACCCCCCAAUUGGGCGCUUGACCAGGAUGGCUCGCAAACCACGGACCCAUCGUCAGCCUUGAAGGGUGUGAUGCUUCCUGUUGGUGGACCUAAAGGCUCAGCAUUGUCAAUAAUGAUGGAUGUGCUUUCUGGCGUACUAUCCGGCUCUGCAUUUGCGGGGCAUGUCACUAACCCAUAUGACCCGUCUAGCCCUGCGGAUGUAGGUCAUAUGAUGGUAGCCAUUUCGCCAAAUCUGUUCAUGUCCCUGGACGACUUUAAGGCACGCAUGGAUUAUCUGUAUCGUAGAGUUGUGGGAUGUGAGAAGAUGGCUGGAGUGGAUCGGAUCUAUUACCCUGGAGAAAUUGAACAACUGACAGCAAGACGAAGAAUGAUAGAAGGUAUUCCAUAUGUAAGGGCAGAAAUUGAAGCCCUGAACCGAGAAGCAGAGCUUGCUAAAGUGGCGCGCUUGGAAACGCUUCAUUAA
This is a messenger RNA of Ophidiomyces ophidiicola, 1080 nucleotides long. RefSeq lists its product as uncharacterized. Gene Ontology annotation, molecular function: oxidoreductase activity. The transcript has a single exon. Bases 1 to 1080 code for a protein of 359 amino acids. The record is from RefSeq and is a predicted model, not a curated record. NCBI's taxonomy places the organism in Eukaryota, Fungi, Ascomycota, Eurotiomycetes, Onygenales, Onygenaceae.